AUGACCACGGAUUCCGGAUCUCAAAGUAAGCUUCGCUCCGAAGUCGAAGCUGACACCGAGUAUAAAAAUGAAUCUUCACUUGACCAAGAAGAACCAUCCACCACUAGCCCGGCCCCUGAAGGUGGUACCCGCGGCUGGCUUGUAGCCGGUGGAGGAGCCGCAAUAUUCUUCUGCACGCUGGGUUUUGCCAACUCCUUUGGCACCUUUGAAGAAUACUACCUGUCCCAUCAGAUGAAGGGCGAAUCAGCAUCAAAGGUCUCUUGGAUAGGGUCUCUGGCCAUGUUUCUUCAGUUUUUUGCCGGCAUGCUUGGUGGCCCGUUAUUUGAUCGAUACGGCGAAAAGGUGAUUCGACCGGCUUCGAUUUUCUACAUAUUUUCAAUGAUGAUGCUUAGCCUAUGCAAAACAUACUGGCAGGUAAUGCUAGUUCAAGGCGUCUUACAAGGACUCGUCAUGGGGCUACUGCAAUUCCCUGCAUUCGGUGCAGUGGCCCAAUAUUUCGAAAAGAACCGAGCUGGUGCAAUGGGCUUAGUCGUAUCCGGCUCGUCCAUCGGCGGGAUAAUUAUUCCAAUUGCAUUGUCCAAGAUGCUAAAUGAUUCAUCCCUCGGCUUCGGAUGGUCAAUUAGGGUCAUCGGCUUUCUCAUCCUGCCGCUCAUGGCGUUUGCGUCAGUUGCCAUAAAAGCAAGACUACCACCCCGAAAAACACAAUUCUGGCUCAUGUCGGCAUACAAGGAACCAAGAUUCGUGGUGUUAAUCAUUGCAUUUUUCUUCAUGUUUUUUGGCAUGUUGACCCCGUUCUUUUACUUGCCUUCGUACGCAGUCUCACAGGGUAUGCAACCAUCAUUGGCUGGCUAUCUGCUUUCUAUUGUCAAUGCUGCAUCUACUUUUGGACGAAUCGUUCCUGGGGUGCUAGCAGAUAAGUAUGGUCGGCUGAAUAUGUUUGGUAUCGGCGGGCUAGUCACCGGUAUGAUGAUUUUCUGCUUGGAUAGCGUGAGCAGCAAUGCUGGCUUCAUCAUAUAUGCAGUAUUUAUCGGGUUUUCAUCGGGAACUAUCAUCUCUGGUGGAUCUGCUGCUCUCUCAGUCUUGCCUGAUGAUACUCGCAAUGUUGGCACUUACAUGGGCAUGGGUAUGGCUAUUGCUGGAUUGGGUGGCCUCAUCGGUCCUCCAGUGAAUGGUGCAAUGGUCCAUAGGUAUGGAGGAUACUUUGAGGUUGCGAUGCUUUCUGGCGCAAUGUGUGUUUUUGGAGGAUUCGUUGUUCUUUCAUCGAAGCUUUUGACGAAGGAAGGUCUCUGCGGUAGGGUGUAA
Molecule: messenger RNA, 1302 nt
Organism: Pochonia chlamydosporia 170
Lineage: Eukaryota; Fungi; Ascomycota; Sordariomycetes; Hypocreales; Clavicipitaceae
Product: monocarboxylate permease
Exons: 2
Coding region: 1-1302 (433 amino acids)
Biological process (GO): transmembrane transport
Cellular component (GO): fungal-type vacuole membrane
Molecular function (GO): transmembrane transporter activity
Source: RefSeq, a predicted model, not a curated record